AUCUUACUCAGCCUGUUAAUCAUUGUUAGAUUACUUUCUUACCCCCUUCUUUUGUCACUAAUGCCAUUCUGCAACUCUUUGACCAGUGAUUGGUUUGGAAUUAACAGGGCAAGUAUGGGCACACAACCUUUGUAAAUCGACUGGAACAUGAAUACACAUCUGUGCACACACAGAAACACACCCAUCCAGGGCCGGCCCAAGCCAUUUGGGGCUUCUAGGCAAGAUUUGGUUGGCGGCCCCCCAACUCAUGGCAAAAACCUGUAGCAGUGUUCUUCCUGACGGUGAUGGAGGUCCCUCUGGAAGAGAGAUACAAUGAUUGAGAGAAGAGUUUUGUCUUUGUGGGAGUCAUAACAGCUAGCUGCCCAGGGAGUGACAGGGCCCUGUGGAACUGAUGGGAGAGGAAAUGUUCCUUCACUGAUCGCUGGAGUGAAACAGAGGCGUUUCUUUUUUUCUAAGAACAAACCAGCAGCAAUCUGUGCUCACACUCACACCGAGGCCGACAGACCAGCUUUCAUCACCUAAUCCACAGCUGUUGAGCUAGUGUUGAGGUAGAUAUGUUGGGAACCAGUCAUGACCCAUCUGAAUCAAACACUGGGGCUGGCCCAGAACAGGACCACUGCCUCUAUCUGCGCAGACUGUUGGGGAAGGAGACUGCUGAUUACUUCCUCAACCCAUCUCCCACCCACACAGCUUCGCCCAACUGGUACACAGUACUAAUGGAGCACAUGGGAGGUGAGGUGAGUGCUGAGGCUCUUUGGGAGGCCCUAACAGAACAUUCCACCAAACAACUCAAAAACCAAGAGGAUAUUUUGUCUCUCAAGAGAGACCGGGGUUACCUACGACACCUGACUGGGGUCAGGUUGAUGUUCUACCUGGCCCAGCUUAAGCAGGCUUAUUCUGCCCAGCUUCUCUCCUUCAACCACCCAGCUUUGCUCCAAGAUGAGCUGGAACAGGGACCAUAACGUUGUAGGCGAAACUACUGUUAGUAGACGCAUAGUGCUUUUACCUAAUGUUUAUUAUAGUUCUGAGAGCUGUGCUAAUUGAAAAUAAUUUAACCAAAAGUAUUAUUUCAAUCUCAUUGAAGAUGUAAACGCUGUUUUAUUGAUUUUGUAACAAAAUCCCAUUGUGUCAGUAAAGUUUUGACUGUGUGUUUUGGUAAGUAUUUUCCACAAGAGGGCAGUCCCAGAUUAUGGACAGGAUGAAUGUUUAAGUCCAAGGGAUGGACAGAGUUCUCUGUGUCCAUGCCUUUAUUGCAUGCCAUUCUGCAUGAUGCUUGCACACGUCUCCACACACUUACGUCACAGAUGGUUUUGGUAUUUAUAACUGUUUUUUAAUUGAACCCGUACAAGCUCCAGUUUUGAUUUAAAUUGUAUGUGUAUAGUUUCAAAAAAAUAUUUUAUUGUAUUUGAGUGUGUUAAGUUUGUAAUUAAA
Messenger RNA from Esox lucius (northern pike), 1431 nucleotides. RefSeq lists its product as uncharacterized. Lineage: Eukaryota; Metazoa; Chordata; Actinopteri; Esociformes; Esocidae. The record is from RefSeq and is a predicted model, not a curated record. The transcript is spliced from 6 exons. Bases 555 to 962 code for a protein of 135 amino acids.